This is a messenger RNA of Miscanthus lutarioriparius, 741 nucleotides long. The record is from the annotation of a GenBank genome assembly. Lineage: Eukaryota; Viridiplantae; Streptophyta; Magnoliopsida; Poales; Poaceae.
AUGAGCUGCAACGGCUGCCGCGUCCUGCGCAAGGGGUGCAGCGACGCCUGCGUGCUCCGCCCCAGCAUCGAGUGGAUCCACGGCGCGCAGCCGCAGGCCAACGCCACCGUCUUCGUCGCCAAGUUCUUCGGCCGCGCGGGCCUCGUCGCCUCCCUCGCCGCCGUCCCUCUGCAGCUCCGCCCAGCUCUCUUCCGUUCGCUGCUGUACGAAGCCUGCGGGCGGACCAUCAACCCGGUGAGCGGCGCCAUCGGCCUGAUGUGGACGGGCAACUGGGACCUCUGCCAGGUCGCCGCCGCCGCCGUCCUCCGCGGCGACUCCCUCCGCGCGCUCUCCACCAUCCCCGCCGCCUUCACGGACCGCGACAUGGACGGGCUCUACGGCGACGUCGGCCUCGCCACCGCCUCCUCUUUGUCCUCGCCCGAGAACUCGUCCACCGCGCCGUCCAAGAAGCGCAAGAACGUUAACGGCGGCCUUGCCUUCAACGCCGCCGCCGGCGUCCCCGCGGGCUGCCAGCAGCAGCAGCAGCCGGCGGGGCUGCUGCAGUCGUGCGAGCUCGACCUCUGCCUGACGCCGGCGUUGUCGCCGCUGGGCCGCGGCCUGGUGCGGGGCUGCAGCGGCGGCGGCGGCGGCGGCGCGUCCGACGAGUACUCCGCCAUGACGACGUGCGAGGACCAGCAGCCCGUCACCGGCGGUGAUCAUGCGGAGGCCAGGACCCCAGCGCUGCUGAACCUCUUCAACUGA